Micropterus salmoides (largemouth bass) is the source of this 2527-nucleotide messenger RNA. RefSeq names its product far upstream element (FUSE) binding protein 1 (gene fubp1). Lineage: Eukaryota; Metazoa; Chordata; Actinopteri; Centrarchiformes; Centrarchidae. The record is from RefSeq and is a predicted model, not a curated record. Gene Ontology annotation, cellular component: nucleus; cytoplasm. The transcript has 20 exons. Gene Ontology annotation, molecular function: mRNA binding. Gene Ontology annotation, biological process: regulation of DNA-templated transcription. The coding region runs from base 65 to 2101 and encodes 678 amino acids.
CUGGCCACAUCCCGUGUAUGAAACCCGCCAUCUUGUAGCGCUGAGAAGGAGAAGAGCAGCAGAUAUGGCUGAUUACAGCAGCGUGGCUCCACCGUCCUCUAACGCUGGUGGCGGAAUGAACGACGCUUUUAAAGAUGCUCUACAGCGAGCACGACAGAUUGCAGCGAAAAUCGGCGGUGACGGCGUCGCAGCACCCCCAACUAAUGAAUUUGGCUACGGAGGCCAGAAAAGGCCCCUGGAGGACGCUGGUGGGUAUUUUCCCAUGCCUAACCUGAAUAUCGACCAACCAGAGACAAAGAAAGUGGCUACAAAUGAUGCCUUUUCAGCAAUGGGAGGAAUGGGUGGCCCCCCAAGGUCAAUAUCAGAGGAAUUCAAGGUUCCCGAUGGAAUGGUUGGAUUCAUUAUUGGAAGAGGAGGCGAACAAAUAUCACGUCUGCAGCAGGAGUCUGGAUGCAAAAUACAGAUUGCACCUGACAGCGGAGGCAUGCCAGAUAGGUCAGUGACAUUAACAGGACCACAGGAGUCCAUCCAGGCAGCAAAGAGGCUACUCACAGAGAUAGUUGAGAAGGGGCGCCCGGCUCCAGCUUUCAACCACAACGACGGCCCAGGAAUGACUGUCCAGGAGAUUAUGGUCCCUGCCUCUAAAGCCGGACUUGUCAUUGGGAAGGGAGGAGAAACUAUCAAAAGCCUUCAGGAAAGAGCUGGAGUGAAGAUGGUCAUGAUCCAAGACGGACCCCAAAACACAGGUGCAGACAAGCCACUCCGCAUUUCAGGAGAACCCUUUAAAGUUCAGCAAGCCAAAGAGAUGGUGAUGGAGCUAAUCAGAGAUCAAGGCUUCAGGGAGCAGAGGGGCGAGUAUGGUUCACGAGUUGGAGGUGGAGGCGGCGGCGGCGGAGGAGAUAGCUUGGAUGUUCCCGUCCCCCGGUUUGCAGUUGGAAUUGUCAUUGGCAGAAAUGGAGAGAUGAUCAAGAAAAUACAGAAUGACACAGGCGUCCGAAUUCAGUUUAAACCAGAUGACGGCAGCACACCAGACAGGAUAGCCCAGAUCAUGGGCCCCCCUGAUCAGGCUCAGCACGCCGCAGAAAUCAUAUCCGAUUUGCUGAGGAGCGUCCAGGCCGGUGGGCCUCCAGGACAUGGAGGUGGCAGGGGUCGUGGUCGCGGGCAGGGGAACUGGAACAUGGGCCCCCCUGGUGGCCUGCAGGAGUUUACCUUCACUGUCCCGACGAUGAAGACUGGUCUCAUCAUCGGAAAAGGUGGUGAGACAAUCAAGGGCAUCAGCCAGCAGUCUGGAGCCAGGAUCGAGCUACAGAGGAAUCCUCCACCCAACGCCGAUCCUAACAUCAAAAUGUUCACAGUUCGGGGCUCCCCUCAACAGAUAGACUACGCCAGGCAGCUGGUGGAGGAGAAAAUUGGGGGACCAGUCACUCCAAUGGGAGGCCCACACGGCCCCCCUGGUCCACAUGGAGGUCCAGGCCCACAUGGUCCUCCUGGACCACCAGGCCCCCCAGGUGCUCCCAUGGGUCCAUACAACCCUGGACCAUACAACCAGGGCCCUCCAGGACCACAUGGUCCACCUGCACCGUACCAGCCUCAGGGAUGGGGCAAUGGCUACCCACACUGGCAACAAGGACAGCCGGAUCCAAGUAACGAAACUGGCUUGUGUCCAGAUAAAGCAGCAGCUGAUGCCAACGCAGCAGCGUGGGCAGCCUACUAUGCGCAAUACAGCCAGCAGCCGCAGGCUCCCAUGACCCCGACAAGCGGAGCUCCUGGCACGACUCAAACAAACGGCCAAGGUGACCCACAGGCUGCAGGUCAGAGUGGACAGGCAGAUUACUCCAAGGCCUGGGAGGAAUAUUACAAGAAAAUGGGUCAACAGAGUCAACAACCUCAGGACUACACGAAAGCCUGGGAGGAGUAUUACAAGAAACAAGGUCAAGCGGCCCCUCAGGCCACAGCAGCGGCAGCAGCAGCUUCCCAGCCUGGAGGCCAGCCAGACUACAGCGCUGCUUGGGCGGAGUACUACCGUCAGCAGGCCGCUUACUACGGCACAGCCAACCCUCAGACGAUGGGUGCAGCACCACAAGCCCCUCAGGGCCAGUAAUGUGAAGUGGACAUAAAGUAAAUGCUACAUUGUCGAAACAAAAUCCUUUGUUAAAUGUUUGGAUGCAGACGCCUUGAUGAAGAUCUUAAAUUUCCUUGGUUUGAAAGCGUUUCACAUAGAUGGCAGAUUACCCGGCGAACACGUCCUCUUUCAAUUUUUUUUUGUUUUCCUUUUUCUUGUAAAUGCUUUGUUUUUAGUGAGGUAAUUAUACAUAUGGUCAUUCCAGCCCUGUAUCUACAUUAAAUGUGGUUAGAAGUCAUGUUUAUUAAACUGUAGACAUUACCAUGUAAAUCAUCUCAGUUUUAAAAUGCUAUUGCCUGUUGUGUUUUUGCAAUAAAACAAACUGAAACCUCCUGUGUUGGUAAGUUGGGGUGGUUUUAAACUAAAAGGGUUAAAAUGAGUUUCUGUAUGUUUUUUUUUUUUUUU